GUGGAAAACAAAAUAAUGACGACAACUUCUCUAGACCUCCCCCUAACCGUGUUUGGACCAUUCCACCAAAGGAGGGACUCGGGGUUAUGUGAUGCCCUUUUACCACCAAGGUCGGGCCAGCCCUCCCCAGAACCGUCCUGUUCGCUGCAGUCGGGCACGCGUUCCCCCUGCUCCGAGCCAGAUGUCACUCUUACACAACCAACACGUCUCUAUGGACUAUCGGGGCUACAGACCAACGUAAGGCGAGAGCGGCCGAGAUCCCGGGGACUGGUCCCGAAGAAAGCCCGAUUCCCGGCGUGGCAACACUUCAGAAACGGAGACUGCGGCACCAUGUUAGGCAGGAAGACGUUCACAGCCGACCAGUACCUCUACUCCAAAUCACCACUCCUACACCAUGACUUCAAGCAGAAGAAGAAGAAGCAUGUCCGGCAAAGAUUCGUGGAGAAGAACGGUCACUGUAACGUUUCUCACGGAAAUAUUCGGGAGCCGACCAGGUAUCUCGUCGACAUCUUCACGACGGUGAUAGAUCUAAAAUGGCGAUACAACCUCUUCAUCUUCAGCUCGGUGUUCAUCACGAGUUGGUUGUGUUUCGGGUUCAUUUGGUGGGUCAUCUGUUUCGCCCACGGAGACUUCGAGCCUCAGGAGGAAGGCUUCACGCCGUGUGUGAACCAAGUGUACGGAUUCACGUCAGCUUUCCUCUUCUCGGUAGAAACACAGACGACAAUCGGCUACGGCUCACGGCACAUCACGCCGGAGUGCCCGGAAGCGGUGUUUCUCUUGCUGCUACAGUGCAUCUGCGGUCUGAUCAUCAAUGCCUUCCUCUUGGGCUGCAUCUUCGCGAAGGUAGCCCAACCUAAGAAACGGGCACACACCCUGAUGUUCAGCAACGUCUGCACCAUUUCAAAGAGAGACGGCGUCAUGUGUCUGAUGUUUAGGGUAGGGGACUUGAGAAAAAGCCACAUAGUAGAGGCGCACGUGCGCGCACAGUUAAUUCGUUCUUAUACCACUCCGGAGGGUGAAUUCAUCCCGGUGUUACAGGAAGACUUAGAUGUAGGGUACGACGAUGGUUUGGACAGACUUUUUCUGGUGACGCCCGUUAUAGUGUGUCACGAGAUCGACGAAGACAGUCCUUUCUGGGACAUGACACCUGAGGAGAUUCUGGCGGGGGAUUUCGAGGUCGUGGUGAUCCUGGAGGGGACCGUCGAAGCUACCGGCAUGACCACGCAGGCCCGCAGCUCCUACACCCCCGACGAGAUUAAAUGGGGACAUCGGUUCGAGCCUAUCACCACCAUCGAGGAUGGAAGAUACCAAGUGGAUUACUCGAAGUUCAACACGACCAUCGAAAUCCCGACUCCUAGAUCCUCUGCACGGGAAAUCAUGGGUUUCUCCACGCCCACCUCCAAGAGGAGUUCCUCCCGCCGGAGCUCCUCUCUCAGCUCGGGCAAAUCUAUCGACGACGAGGACGAGGAUAAGUCGUCGUCCGGCGUCGUUUUCGAGGAUGAACUGAACGGUUCCGUCGGGAACGCCGUGGACAAAUAUGCCUAUCCCAUGUCAUCCGGAUUGUCCGAGGAUGUCAGAACGGGCAGGGUUCGUGUCAUACCGGAGAGUAAAGUGUGAAACAGAAAAGAUUCUACCGUAUGGAGGAGCUGGCGACACACGUGCCUUGACGACUCGAGGAUAGGAUGGCUAAUACUCUCACCAAGACUGAUCUUGAAAAACAAAUAAUAAGGUGUAAAUAUCAUGAAUGUAGGCACAGGCGUGUCGUGCCUUAAAGUGCGUCACUUUUCAUUCUACAUGAAAAAAAUAAUCAUAUUAUAUGUAAAGUGUACGUCUUAUCAUCGACAUGUCAUCUUAACUAUGCAGAACCAAUCCCAUAUGAAGUGGACACAUACAUAUUGAAAUAUGCCAUUAUUGUUGCUGUUGAUUCUAAGUGUAAACUACAAUAUGUUGCUCUUGAGAUCAUUUCGGCAACUACGCAUUCUCCGGCCCAUUUCUGUUUGCGCAACUCUUUUGUAAACAUGUUCUAGAGGUUAUUUGUUGUAGGUUACACGAAAUGUUACAGGCUUAGUAGAAACCGUAUGUUCUUGUAUCAGUGUCUGUUUGCUUCAUGGUGCUGUUUUCGUUGCGGUAGGAGCGGGACUUGUUGACCAGUGUAGUGACGUGCCGCCAACAGCUGCCUCAACAGCGCGGUUUGAACAGGGCUACCCUGGUCAUCUAUCCAGGACAUAUCUGGUGCUAUAUAUGUAUGUAAGCGAUAUUUGAUAGCUGCCAUGUCUUCCACGGGCUGAACAUCCAGAGUGAAACUUCGGAAUUCAUCUUAUGUUUAGUCUCUGGAAAAAGAACAACUGAUGAUGUUCAUGAUUGGGUCGGAGACGAUUGUAAUAAAUCUUAGUUGCCGGCGAAAUUGUUGCUAUGGCAUUCGGAAUAAAAUCAUGUUGCUGA
Messenger RNA from Branchiostoma floridae (Florida lancelet), 2442 nucleotides. RefSeq names its product G protein-activated inward rectifier potassium channel 3-like. Bases 16 to 1617 code for a protein of 533 amino acids. Lineage: Eukaryota; Metazoa; Chordata; Leptocardii; Amphioxiformes; Branchiostomatidae. Gene Ontology annotation, cellular component: plasma membrane. Gene Ontology annotation, molecular function: inward rectifier potassium channel activity. Gene Ontology annotation, biological process: potassium ion import across plasma membrane; regulation of monoatomic ion transmembrane transport. The record is from RefSeq and is a predicted model, not a curated record. The transcript has 3 exons.